Molecule: messenger RNA, 1464 nt
Organism: Talaromyces atroroseus
Lineage: Eukaryota; Fungi; Ascomycota; Eurotiomycetes; Eurotiales; Trichocomaceae
Exons: 1
Coding region: 1-1464 (487 amino acids)
Biological process (GO): transmembrane transport
Cellular component (GO): membrane
Molecular function (GO): ATP binding; ATP hydrolysis activity; ABC-type transporter activity
Source: RefSeq, a predicted model, not a curated record
AUGGAUUUAUCACGCGAUUUCCAUGACACCAAAAACCCUGGGGAGUUACGGCAACUACUUGCCUACGGUACGGCACUAGGUGAACUGCUGAAUUUGAUCGCCUUCAGCUUGAUACCAACAAUGGUAGAACUUCUUAUUGCGAUAUAUAUUCUAUUCAUUCGGUUUGGACUCUAUAUGGCAAUGACAAAUCUGUUAACCAUCCUGCUCUUCUCUUGGUCCAGUCAUAAGUUUUUGACGCGGCAGAAGGUCAAACUGGAAGAAUGGGAUGCCGCUCAAGAAAAUCAAGAAAAGGUACUAUAUGAAGCGGUUACCAAUUGGCUGACUGUGACCUACUUUAACCGUGUCAAUCGUGAAAAAGAUCGUUACCUGCGCACAGUACAGAAUCUAUCAAGAGCAGGGAAUCGAUACAAGCAUUGGGCGGAUCUGAAAGCCAUGGUCAACCAGGGCAUUUUAAAAGCUGGCUAUGCAUGUGCCUGUUUGAUAGUUCUAUCACAAAUCCACCAAGAGCAAAAGUCAAGUGAUAUCGUUUUAGUUGCAACUAACUGGAGGGACCUUAUUAGCCCAUUUCAAAAAUUAGAUUCCCUUGCCGAGUCAUUCAACACAAAGUUCACGGAUGCGAGGCGCAUAAUACUUCUCCUCAAGCGAGCUCCAUCGGUUCAAGAUCAGGCACAUGCUGCUUCCUUGUCGUUAGAGGCUCCAGGCAGCGUACAAUUCAAUAAAAUAACAUUUGCAUACCCUGGCCGGCCCCAAAAUGUUUUGCAACAGAUAUCCUUCGAAUGUCAAGCUGGAAAGACUACAGCUAUUGUGGGCAAAACUGGUAGUGGAAAAACUACGAUCUUCAAUCUGAUUUUACGACAAUUCGACCCCGAUGGGGGUGCGGUCAUGAUAAAUCAACAAGAUGUUCGCACUGUGACGAUUGAUAGCAUCCGAGAAUCUAUCGGAAUAGUGCCCCAGGAUGCCAUUCUUUUCAAUGCAUCUAUAGAAUACAAUCUUCAAUAUGCCAACCCCAACGCUUCACAGGAUGAUAUCGAAAAAGCAUGCACGGAGGUUCAUCUCCAUCACUGGAUUCAGAGCCUUCCAGACGGAUACAAAACCAUUGUAGGCGAUAAAGGAUUGAAACUAUCAGGAGGAGAGCGCCAGCGCCUGUCAAUUGCACAAGUUAUCUUGAAAAAUCCCAAAAUAUUACUUCUGGAUGAGGCAACAAGUUCAGUUGAUUACGAAACCGAACGUGUUAUCCAAGGGGCUUUUGAAAAGUUGAUGAGUGGGCGAACAGUGAUUGUUAUUGCACACCGCUUGCCCACAGUUCGUCACGCAAAUAGGAUAAUAGUUCUUAAGGGGGCAAAAAUUUCGGAUCAAGGAACUCAUGCCGAGCUAAUGAGUCGCGCUGGGUACUACCGGGAUGUGUUGAAUAGAAAUGGAUUGCUCGUUUCCAGCACUAAUGAUGAAAAAACUGUUAGCAGCUAA